Messenger RNA from Pezoporus occidentalis (night parrot), 1469 nucleotides. It is a transcript of the gene CD8A, whose product is annotated as CD8 subunit alpha. Gene Ontology annotation, cellular component: external side of plasma membrane. Gene Ontology annotation, biological process: T cell mediated immunity; cell surface receptor signaling pathway; cytotoxic T cell differentiation. The record is from RefSeq and is a predicted model, not a curated record. Lineage: Eukaryota; Metazoa; Chordata; Aves; Psittaciformes; Psittacidae. The coding region runs from base 387 to 1091 and encodes 234 amino acids. The transcript has 6 exons.
GCGAAGGCAGCAGAAUCCCUGCAGCCUGGGGCCUGCAGCCAAAGCGUUGGCUUUGUCCAUCACUUGUGUGGAGCUGGAGCUGCUCUGAACCCCCAGACGGCUGCAGGGGCUGAUCCUAUCUCAAACAUGAGCACCAUCAGUCUGGAUCUCUAGGGGAGUCAUUGAGGCAAAAUCCUUGCGGCACCGUUAAGAGCUGCAGUGAUAAAUGAGCCCGAAUUCUGGAUGAGAGCUGGUUUUCUUCAGGAGUCUCAUUUUUCUCCUUAUUUUGCUGCAGAUGUUGAACAUCGCCCAAGAGGGCCCUGGUGACAUCACAUCCUCCCCAAAGAGCAGCACAGCCUACCCAAGUCAAGCAAGCAAGAUCAGCUCUGCUCCGCUCCACCAAGGAGAUGACUGGGGCUCCUGCAUUGCUCCUGCUGCUCACACUGGGGCUCUGCUGCCCUGGGAUCCGUGGCCAGAGGGAUACGAUGAAGAUCCACAGCAUCAGGCAGCCCCGGGUGGGACAGCAGCUGGUGCUGCAGUGUGAGAGCAGCAACAUGGACAGUGGCGUAUUCUGGGUCCAGCAGGACAAGGCUGGGACCCUUCGCUUCAUUGGCUUCACCUCUUCCCUUUCCCGGACCACCUUUGGGGGGAAUAGUAUGAGGACAUCCGAACGCUUUGAGGCGUGGAAAGACAGCAGGUUCUACCGGUUGGUAGUGAAGUCUUUCACGCCACAGGACGAGGGGAACUAUUUCUGCCUCAUGAACACCAACCAAGCCCUUUACUUCAGCCCUGGCCAGCCUGUCUUCCUCCCAGUCACCACCACAGUGGCACCCAAAACCACCCCAGCACCCACCACCCCAGCACCCAACAUCACCGAAAGGGACCCCUGCCUGAAGACCCCGGAUUCAGAGACCAGCGAGGAGAAAGGGCUGGAUUUGCUAUGUGACAUCUUCAUCUGGGUUCCCUUGACAGUCGCCUGCUUCCUGCUCCUGCUCGCCCUGGCAGUCACCAUCAUCCUGUGCCAACGGACCAAGAGACGAAGAUGCAGAUGUAAAAGACCUGCAAAUGGGAAGCCCAAUGUGAAACGUGGCACACCAGGACCACAUGCAUGAGCAUCUGCACCAUCUCCUGGAGCUGGCACCGCACAGGCCCAUCACCUGCGUUAUCCGCAAUGCUACUCCUCAUGCACUCUAUCCUAAGUUGAAGAGAAGAUGGAGCAGAGACACACGGGCAGCAGGCGGGCACUGCUGUGAACUGCACACUAAAGCACAGCUCCUUCCACAACAUGAGGCUGUCAAAUUAGCUCCCAAAGCUAAACACCCUCUCUAUUCCCAGCGAUGGAGCUCUGUGGCUCAGGCAAAAGGAACAGGUCAGUCCUGAUGCUGCUGUGCAUCAGUGAGAACCUGAUGAGAAAGAGGGAUAUUUGCUGGACCUUUGUUUGAAGGGGGUGUGAUAUUACUUUCCAAAUUGAAUUUGCUACAAAAUGAGGU